UAGAAGCGCCUGCUUCCGCCGCGCGCCGCAUGCGGUCGUCGCAGGCGCAUCGUUUCUCCCCGGCCCGCCUGCCGCCGGGUGUCGCGAGGACGCUGCUGUUGGCGGCGUGGGUGGCGGGAUGGGCGGGGCUGUGCGCGUGGGUGGUGUGGUUCGCGCACUCGCAGGCCGCCAAUCCGCGGCAGGAGGCGAUGCGAGCGUGGUGUCGCACGCGCGUGCGAUACCUCCAGCAGGACAUCCGAUCGUCCAUCUCCCGCGCGCAGGUACGCGCGAUAAGCCGUGCAAAUUCUCCCCUCGCGUCGUCCAUUUCGCGCGCGCGCAGUCUCGCCUGCGCAGUCUCCCCGUCUCAGUCUCCCCUUCGCAGUCUCACCUUCGCAGUCUCACCUUCGCAGUCUCCCCUUCUCAGUCUCGCCUUCGCAGUCUCACCUUCUCAGCCUCUCCACGUCCGUCUGCAGCAGCAGAGUCUUCCUGCCGCCAUGCGCUUUCACAUGCUGUUUCUUUCUUUUCCUUUGCACCCCCCACUUCUCACUCGCGGUGGCGGGCGCUCGCACUUUUAUCUUGCCAAACCACUCGGUCUCCCAACCUAUCAUUUGCCAAACCACUUUCUAGAAUGGAACCUCUGCUACUCUUACCCUAUCCGCAUGCACGCAUUGCUCUUACCCUAUCCGCAUGCACGCAUUGCUCUUACCCCAUCCGCAUGCACGCAUUGCUCUUACCCCAUCCGCAUGCGCUGCACUUUGCUUACCCUUUUAUUUCCCGCUCCUCCCUCCCCAACCGACCCACGCACCGCUCGCCGCCGCCCUCCCUCCUGCAACCGAUCCCAUUGUUUCCCCAUACCCACUUUCCUUUCCUCCGUCCCUCCAACCCUCCCAUGACCCGUCCCCAUCCGUCCCGUGACCCGUCCCUCCUUCUCAUCUCUCCUCCUCCCCCACCCCUCCCAAUCCUCGCAUCUCCCACCUCCGGUGAGGCAAUCGGGCUGGUAAGCGUUCUGGGGCACUUCGGGCCGCGCAGCAGCAGCAACCUGAGCUACUGGGGGCUGGCGGGGUGUGUGAACAACAACUCGAUGUCUGACUACAACCUGCAGGUGGACGUGAUCGGCAACUUCAGCACGGGCACCAUCCUCAUGAUCGUCAGCGACCAAGACAGGCCUCUAGUGGAGAGCAUCAUAGGGCAUCCAAUCCAGUCAGUGCUGGGCCUCCCCGCCCCAAAGAAGGAUCUGUAUGGAGUGAACGUGUACGGCAGCAUCAACCCUGACUUUCCAGUGCAGCCCUUCACCGACUUCUUUCCUCUCGUCCCUCUGGACCUCCGCACCAACCUGUUAAAAGGGCAGACUGUCGCGGGUGCUCCUCUCUCUACUGGACCCGGAUACGUGGCAAUUGUGUUUCUCAUCCCCAUCUUCCGCCAUCCUCUGCCAGCCAGUGCGUCUUUGCAACAAAUCCAAAACAGCAUUAGCAUUGCGUGGGCCGGUGUGGUGCAUCUUGAGAUGAUGGCCCGAGAAUUAUUGCACAUGCUUGAAACUG
Closterium sp. Naga37s-1 is the source of this 1517-nucleotide messenger RNA. The record is from the annotation of a GenBank genome assembly. NCBI's taxonomy places the organism in Eukaryota, Viridiplantae, Streptophyta, Zygnematophyceae, Desmidiales, Closteriaceae.